CGCACGUGAACUCUAGCGUGCGCGCCCGGGUGACGUCGCGUCGGUGCCGGGGCGUUGUCUGCGCGGCGCGCGUGCGUGCGCGCGUGCUCGUUUCGUCUGUGUGUGUGUGUACGUGCGUCCGUGUAUGUGUGUGUGGGUGUAUCCGCGCGUGCGUGCGUGCGAGCGAGUUGGUGCCAGUAGCCACGCACGGAGCAAAACUGCAGAAGCGAAAAAUCUUCCUCGGGAGUGCAGCGCGCGCAGCCGACUGGAUAACGGAGACCCUCACCUACACACUCGCAUCGCGUUACCUGCCUGCCUUGCUUACAUUCCUGCCCACCUACCAGCCCAUAUACCUGCCUGCCCCCCCCCCCCGCCUGCCGAGUUACCUUGCCAGUCGCUAGCGCGUGGAGAGAUAUGUCAGCUCGCACGAUCUAAAUUUCAGCACGUUCCGUACUCGACGCCGCGUCCAUAAGCAGUUGCAGAGUUUUAGUUCUGGCUGUGAAGGACGAACACAAUGGAGACUUCGUUUGUCAACUCCGAGUCGCGGUUCUCCGUGAUGGGCGAUGGAUCUCUGCAAGGAGGAGGAGGGAUGGAUUAUCAGGCGUUCAUGUACGGCGCACGAUCGAGGCGAAGCAUUAAGAGGGAAGAUAGCAAGGAGGGCUACAAGCUGCCGCACAGAUUGAUCGAGAAGAAGCGGAGGGAUCGGAUCAAUGAGUGCAUCGUGCAGCUCAAGGAGCUGCUGCCAGAGAACUUGAAGCUAGCGACGCUGGGACACCUGGAGAAGGCCGUGGUGCUGGAGCUCACGGUGCAGCACAUGCAGGCCCUCACCGCGCUCUCACAGCAACAGAAGGAGCACAUCGCCGCCCUGCAGAGCGGCGAAGCGAACGCUGCCAUGGGCUCAUCGUCAUCACCGCCAUCGUCGUCACCGCCAUCGACUCCCCUCUCAUCGUCGCUGUCGUACAGCGCUGGCUACGAGUCGUGCGCCCGCGAGGUCAUGUCCUACCUGGGACGCACGGAGCGCGCCUCUGGACCGCGGCUCCUUAGCCACCUGCAGCGCGCGGUCGGACGCGUUGAGCUCGAUCCAAGUCCGCCCGCCGAGAACAACCACCAGCAGCAGCAGCUGAUGCCGGCGAAGGUCCAGUACCUGCAACAGAGGGCGCAGCAGUCACACUUCUCCAGCAGCAGCAGCAGCAGCGGCAGCGGCAGCAGCAGCAGCGGCGGCGAUGACGAGUCGGCGCCCCGGCGCAACUGCGUGCCGGUCAUCCAACGCGCUUGCGCCGCCGCCGCCACCGCCGGCGACGCGAGCGGCAGCGACGACACGGACACGGACAGCGGCUACGGCGGCGAGGGCGCCGGGCCCUCCCCGGCGGAGCCGUCCGGGGGGGCGGAGCGCACGACCCCCCCGCCGCCGCCGCUGCCGCGCGUCAAGCGCGAGGGCGACGCGCCCGAGGCCCCGUGCGGCGGCACCGUCGCGAAGCGGCCCCGGCCGUCGAGCCCGCCGACGGAACGGCCGCGCGCGGGCACCGUCUCGCGCGGGCAGCAGCAGCUCGCGCCGCCGCCGCCGCCGCCGCCCCACCCGGCCCUGUGCCUGCCCUUCUACCUGUUCCCCCCGUCGGCGGCGUACCUGCAGCUGCUGCGGGAGAAGAGCGGCCUGCGCGACUACGCGUGGCCCGCGCAGCCGUUCCCCUUCGCGUACGGGCCGCAGCAGCCGGCGCCGCGGCCUGUCUCCCCGCACCGGGGCGACUGAGCGGCCGACGGUCGCUCGAGAGGAGAGGGAGAGAGAGACGCUCUGCGACCCGCGCACGAGAGACGCGCCUCGGGCUCGCGGUCGGCGGAGGUCCCCUCUCGUGAACGAUUUUGUAAAGAAAGAGGGAAGGGGAUAAAACAAAAAACCCUCGCACGAACUUUGCGGCCAGCCCCCCACCCCCCCCACCCCGCGCAAAAGGCGACGCCACGCUACGAGAAACGGGACAACGUAGAGAAUUAUCCACGACGCAGAGCCACUGCAGCACAUCGUGUGUGUGUGUGCGUGCGCAGUGCAAAGCGAUAACGCUAAGUUCAUUCCGAUGAUGAUGACUCCCUCCCAGUGAUGAAGUGAUCUACAUACACACGUACACAUCAGCACGCACGCACGCCCAUCCACGGAUACGCGUUGGGGUCAAGGUCAAGAUGUCAUCGUGUCUGGGUGUAACCUGCCCCUUGUUCAGCCUGCACCACGUGCAGCAACAUCCUCUUCCCGACGGCAUCGACAGCACACGAGGGAAACGUUGCCUGCAAAUUACUCAAUUGGGUAAAUGUACGCAGCAACAUCGCCCUCUCCUGGCACUCUACAGAAUAUCCAUCCGUGCCACACCGUGCCUUUGUGAUAGCGUUGUGCAAUAAGAAUGGCACGAAUACCAACUCUACCAUGAAUAUUUUAAUAGUAUAGCUACGUCUGAAUGUCCACGUUGCUUCCCCUAUCCUGCCACGCGAAUUCUAAUUUCCUACGCGUGCACUCGUUAUAUUCAAGGGUUAGAAGCGUCUUCUGUUUGGGGUUUUUUUUCCUUCAAGUCCAGUUCUGAGAAACGCCAACGCAACUCUCCUGCAUCAAGCACACGUCCCUGAAUACCGAGUUCGGCCUCCCCACCCCAAAAACACGCGCCCAAAUGCGUGCACAGUCACGCACGCGUGCACAGGCACACACAAGAGUCACGCACGCGUGCACAGGCGCACACACACACCCGCUCCCCUGACAUCAGACGGAGCGUGAGACGCGUGGCAUCGUGGAAACAAAUCUCGCACGACGGUGCGUUGGCAGAAAAACAGCAUCGGUCGCUUCGCAAUCUUUACAUCUUUGCGCACAUUGCAUAUAUGAGGAUUAUUUAUUUUUUAUUUAGCCCUUUUUUAUUAUUAUUACAAGAGUCCAUUCGGAAACCUCUAGUGGCGGUGCGCUCCGUGCGCGAGAGAACGGCUCUGCGAGAUGUCCCGCUGAACUCCUCUCGACAACAACGAAAAAUCCAUCGAGUGGCCGUCUGCAUCUUGCCAACGCACUCCGCUACGAUGCGGCCACGCCAACGCUUUAAUUCAGUGCCAACUUAAUUGAAGAACGAGAAAUUGGCGACUGUGAUUUUAAUCCAGCGAUGGCCGUCUCUCAGAACGUUGACCUCACGCGAUCAGGAACAAUUUAAAAACAUCAUUUGGGGAAGACAUUGAACAAGUCGGAGGGAGUCAUAGACACUUCAAUAAACAACAAAAAUAUAUAAAUAUACAGCACCUGUGAUAUAUAUAGGAUAAACAACUUAAAUGUGUCAAGAGUGAGUAAACGGUUCGGCAUAGAGGCUUUUGCUGCCCAUGCCUUUGCUGACAAAUAGCAUCGAUCAAUGAUCGUGGUUUAAAUUUCCCUUCAAAUGGACUUUUACAUUUGCACCAUAAAACACAUUGGUCGUCGUAUAUUAUAACUCAACCCGUACACGGCAUUGUCCGUGCGGCAAUACGUAAUAUAUUUUGUGUAGGCGCGCAUUGUCGUCGCAAAUGACAUUGCAUAGUACUUGGAGCGAUGGGCAUUAUUGUGUGUGUGUGUGAUUAGAUGCUGAGCGCGCGUGUGUGUGUGCAUAGACGCUGUGUGUGUCUGUGUGUCUCGUUGCUGUGUAGUAGCCAAGGCUGGUCCGGGCAAGUGAUCACUGAUUUCCAUAGCACGAGUCGAGGAUUACGUCGGCAUAUAAAUACGCAUAUGCUGCUGCUGAUGCUGUUGUUUUGUAAAACGCCUGCGUUGAUGAAAUGGCCGGGGUGAAUUUGCAAUUUGGUUCCGAUUUUGGCCGAUUUUGACCGCCAACAUUUACCGAAAGGUUUUUCUGUUGCGGAAAAAAAGAAAACGUACAAUUUAGUUGGCCAAAUUUGGGCACAUUUAAAAAAGGUAUAUAUUUUAAUUGCCCAAAUAUAUCAAAUAUAUAUUAGUUGCCAAAAUCUGGACAAAUUUGGUCGAUGCUACCCACAGUUGGGCAACUGUGAUUGCAACUGCGGGGAGGAGAGUGGCAACUUCCAAUCGGAUCGCAGGCGGUGGCAACAUGAGCGUCGCUUUCCCACGAGGCUGGUGCUGAAUGGCCAGGCAGGACGCGUCGUGGUUGUCAUCUUUUAUCGCGGUCAACGUGUUGCCAUGGCAAUUGGCCGGCUACAAUUGUCCUAGAAAUAAAGUCCCCCCCCCCCCCCCAGCCUAAGCGCAUCGUGGACCUUUAGGGCGGCCAAUUUUUGGGACGGCGAAUUCGAAUUGUGGCCAUGUCAACUUCUGUCGCCAUUAUCACCAUAAUUAGUCAUCAUGAUCCCUCCAGGGUGGAUAAAAAGAGUAGCACCUUGGUGAGUCUGCACUUAUUGGUGGGGGAGCGGUUUCUCUGAUUAAGAGCAAACUGCUCAAUGCCAUAGAUCUGUGGCAAAUCUCACCACUGCCUAAGCAUUUCCAAUGAUGACUGAUGAUGAUGACUACGACGAUGAUGCCGAUGAUGAUGGGUACCUCCCCAGGCCCGUUUUAACACGGGAGGAGUCACUGAUGACGACUCAUUUUGACUUUGUACUCAAAUUGCACAAUUCUGAACGCACCUUUAGAUUUAAUUUCGUGUCUAGCGUUGCACUUUGACUUUGCAAAGUGACGUGCUGUGGUGAUGAUGAUGACAAUGAUAAUAAUGGUAACAAUUAUGAUAAUACAUUGUGCGCGCGCGCGCGUGUGUGUGUAUAUAUGUAUAUGAAUAGCUGGUACUUUGCCUGUGCGUGGUAAUGUGUAUUGUAACGGACAUCUCCUGUGCCCCACGUGCCUGGCUUUUUUGAGCUGCCACGUGCCGUUGUCAGUCGUUCCGUCUCGUUAUGGUGCCUUAGUUUGGGGCUCUCCCGAGUCCGCGUUAGGAAAUGUUCCUCCGCAAUGUUAUCUCAAAGAGACCGUAGGUUUAUGCUAAUCAUCGUUAACCCUCUCAAGCCAGUCGACGACAUUAAGUGGAAGGUGUAUUGACAACGCGCUGUACAAAAUCACAGAGCGACGCGCGGACGACAACGUGACUUCUAUAACGCAACCAUUAAAUAAAAGUCAAGAGUUUCUAAGCGCUCGGCCAUUUUUGU
Molecule: messenger RNA, 5058 nt
Organism: Lethenteron reissneri (Far Eastern brook lamprey)
Lineage: Eukaryota; Metazoa; Chordata; Hyperoartia; Petromyzontiformes; Petromyzontidae
Product: class E basic helix-loop-helix protein 41-like
Biological process (GO): regulation of DNA-templated transcription
Molecular function (GO): DNA binding; protein dimerization activity
Source: RefSeq, a predicted model, not a curated record